Molecule: messenger RNA, 1068 nt
Organism: Nematolebias whitei (Rio pearlfish)
Lineage: Eukaryota; Metazoa; Chordata; Actinopteri; Cyprinodontiformes; Rivulidae
Product: kelch-like protein 10
Exons: 3
Coding region: 1-1068 (355 amino acids)
Molecular function (GO): protein binding
Source: RefSeq, a predicted model, not a curated record
AUGUCUGCACAAUACCUGAAGAAGGUCAAGCAAAACACCCUGAUCAAAAACAACGCCAAGUGUCUGUCGAUCAUCAGUGACGCCCUGGACAAAGUGACGGGUUUUGGUGGUGAGACAAAUUGGAGUUUGGUCCCCAAGGGCCCGACAAGCCAGCCUCGCCUCCCUCCCGUAGUUUUACUGGUCACAGGAGGCUACUGUUAUGGCCCUGAUGCUGCUCAAAUCUUCGAGCUGUAUGACGUCCGGACUGACGCCUGGGCCAGUCUGAACUCUGCGGUCUCAGUUGUCAAUCAUGGCGCUGUGUUCCUGGACAGGUUUGUGUAUUUGGUUGGCGGCUACAACCAGGGGGAUCAUUUGAGUACCGUGCAAAGGUUCGAUUUCGUCACCUUUACCUGGGAGAACGUGGCCUCCAUGAAUUUCCCACGCUGCUCCGUCAGCGUCGCUGUGCUCGAUGGCUGCAUUUAUGCGAUGGGGGGUUCACAUGGAUACGUUCACCACAGAACCGCCGAGCGCUACGAUCCUGGCACCAACAGAUGGACCAUGAUAGAGCCAAUGCAUGACAGGAGAAGCGGGGCCGGUGCAGCGUCUCUGCACGGAAAGGUUUACAUCUGUGGAGGUUUCAAUGGGGUUUACGCCCUCUACGCGGCUGAGUUCUACAACCCAGAGAGCCACCAGUGGACCAGGAUCGCCCCAAUGAGAUGCUACCGAAACUGUCUGGGGGUCGCCGCUUAUAAAGGCCAGAUCUACGCAGUUGGCGGUUGUGUGAACUGGAUCAGCAACCUGCGCAGCGUGGAGGCCUACAAUCCGAGCACCAACCGGUGGCAACUGAUGCCGUCCAUGCGCUUCCACCGCAGAAACUUUGGCCUGGAGGUGUUGGAGGAGCAGCUCUUUGUGGUUGGAGGGUGCAACAGGUACGGCUUUUUGUCGUCUGUGGAGUGCUACGACCAGGACGCCCACAUGUGGUGCCAGGUGUCUCACAUCAACAGACCUCGCUGCAGCCUGAGCUGCUGUUUGCUCAUCGGACACUACGAGCUGGUGGAGCGGCUGUUUCCUCGUGGGCCUCACCCCUGA